This is a messenger RNA of Carlito syrichta (Philippine tarsier), 451 nucleotides long. RefSeq names its product natriuretic peptide B (gene NPPB). Gene Ontology annotation, molecular function: hormone receptor binding; hormone activity. The record is from RefSeq and is a predicted model, not a curated record. Gene Ontology annotation, cellular component: nucleus; cytoplasm; extracellular region. NCBI's taxonomy places the organism in Eukaryota, Metazoa, Chordata, Mammalia, Primates, Tarsiidae. Gene Ontology annotation, biological process: receptor guanylyl cyclase signaling pathway; neuropeptide signaling pathway; negative regulation of systemic arterial blood pressure. The coding region runs from base 11 to 409 and encodes 132 amino acids. The transcript has 3 exons.
GCCUCUAGCCAUGAGCCUCCAGACGUCGCUGCACCAGGUGCUCCUGUUCCUCCUCUUCUUGCACCUGUCGCCGUUGGGAGGUCGUUCCCACCCUCUGGAUGUCACGAGCCCUACCCCGCAGCUGUCCGGGAUAGAGGAGCUGCUGGACCGACUGCCGGACAAAGUGCCAGAGCUACAGGCAGGGCAGGUGGCCCCAGGACCCCUCCAGCAGAGCCAUGGCCCUGCAGAAGCCGGGGAGGCCGAGGAGACUGACCUCAAGAUUGCCCUUGCACCCCAAGAAAAUGCCCACCAGGCCCCACAGGGACCGCACAGCCCCAAGAUGAUGCGGGACUCAGGCUGCUUUGGGCAGAGGCUGGACCGGAUCGGCUACCACAGCGGCCUGGGUUGCAAUGUGCUGAGGAGGCAUUAGGAGGAGGUCCCAGCGGCAGACACCUACUUCUGAUUCCACAGG